AUGGCUAGUCGGAGUAGCAGCAGAGGAGCUGAGGAUGUCUUUAGCGAAGUUUUCGGGUUUAAUGGCUCAAAUCAAUACAGGAGAGGAACAGUGUUCUCCAGUAACAUACAUGGUGAUGAUAUCUUUAGUUCUUUUGGAGAAGGAAUUAAAGAUCCUCCAAUUAAGAACACCCUGCCUUGUAGUCUUGAAGAGCUUUAUCAAGGGGCUACCAAGAGGGUGAAAAUAACUAGAGAAGUGGUUGAUCUAAGAGGCUUGACCAAGAAAAUAGAGGAGAUUCUAACCAUUGACACAAAGCCUGGUUGGAAAAAAGGCACGAAGAUCACUUUCUCAGAGAAAGGGAACAAGCGACCGAAUGUAAUUCCUGCUGAUAUUGUCUUCACUGUUGAUGAAAAACCUCACUCUGAGUUCUCUCGUGACGGCAAUGACUUGAUCAUCACGCGAAGGAUCUCUGUAACUGAAGCCUUUACAGAAGGUUGUCCUAAACGAAGGGAUGCCGAUCCUAGGCGAUCCAACAAAGAGAGGAAUUUUGAAAAUCAAGUUCGAAAUCAGGUUCCCAACAAGGGUAACUGCAGAGCAGAAGGCAGGAAUCAGGAGAAUCUUUGGUCCUUGAGAUCCCACUGUCAGCAUGUGAGACAUCUCCUUUGA
Messenger RNA from Dovyalis caffra, 645 nucleotides. The record is from the annotation of a GenBank genome assembly. Lineage: Eukaryota; Viridiplantae; Streptophyta; Magnoliopsida; Malpighiales; Salicaceae.